Zea mays is the source of this 1977-nucleotide messenger RNA. RefSeq lists its product as uncharacterized. Lineage: Eukaryota; Viridiplantae; Streptophyta; Magnoliopsida; Poales; Poaceae. The record is from RefSeq and is a predicted model, not a curated record. The coding region runs from base 23 to 856 and encodes 277 amino acids. The transcript has 2 exons.
GUCCGCAUGGCGGCAUGCGUAGAUGCGCGCACCUAGUGUCCACUCGCUCGGCUUGGUCAAAGAAGCAAAAAGCAGCCAUCGCAUGCAGCCCAGCGCACCCCUUUCCACAGCCCCGCGCUUUUUUCCUUUUUUUUCUCUUCCAUCCCGAGCACGCAUGCAGUCCCCAUGGCCAUGCAGGAUUAGCUUGCGCAUGCCCCGCUUCAAGCCACGCCCACGUCCUGCAAACCGCGCGGAUGCGCGCCUGCACCGGGUCCCACUUGCCAGUCAACAUUAUCAGCUACUGUUUCUCUUCCUCGUCCAACCGCCCGUCGACCUGCACCUUUCCUAUCUUCUCCUAUACAGUCCAUAUUUCUCUCCCACAUCUUUUUCUCCCGUUGGUUGCAGGCGUCGAUUAGCCAGAACUGCCCCGUGUCCACCUGGCUCCUGCCCCAGGCGGCGCUGCAGCCCAGCGAGGCGACCAGCGCCCGCGCGAGGUGAGCCGCGGCCGAGCCCCUGGCGCCUGGCGGCCCUGUCCCCUGGCCAGCCACGGCGCGACGCCCAUCCUCACCCCUGCGUGCGGCCAGCCCCGACGGCGCUGCAUGGAAACGCGGCGCGGCAGCCGGUCGGCCGGCCAGCGAGCCUGCGCGCCCCCGUCCGCGCCAGCGUCCAAGCUCGCCUCGCCGGAGUCGUCGUUCGUCACCGUGACUGCGAUCCAUUUCCGAGGUUCGAAGAAUCGACAGUCAAGCUUGGCGACCAAGGGAUCGAACUCUUCGAGUUCUACGAGGCUGAAGAUCCUGAGCAUCUGUUUGGUGAAGGCAAGUGUCCUCUGAUCCAUUAUGUCCCAUUCACUUUUAAUGCACUGUCCCGCAUUACUUAAUUGAAACCUAAGGAUUGACUAGCUUUCCAUUUACCUUAUCCUUGUUUACCUUUUGGGUUAUCAUGGUUAGCAUUAUGCUAUUGCUUUACUUGAAUCAAUGAACAUGAUGUGAAUACUUAUGAUACUAAAAUGUUAUCCCGAUGAUGUUCCUGUGAUACUUUAGGGGGCUCAGGCUGUUUCCUGAGUGCCUCUCCGUAAGGACCUGUUUGGGGAGUGACAACCCGGGAUAACAGUGCAACCAUGAGGGUGAAAUGGGGCGCCCUUAGCUAAUUAAUUAGAGGAACUAGAGGUGUAGUUGCUUCGCCAUUGUGCCGUCAAUGGGGUCCAGGCACAGUGCUUGCUCUGCCGAGGCUGGGUGCCGAGGUUCUUUCGUUUUGCUUUUGUUAGUCAUCCUCCUGCGGGGAGAGGUACUGUGUUUAUCAAACUGGAGAAACCUAACGGGCGGCUAUGACCUCUAGGGAAUCUUUGUAAAAGCUACGUAGUGAUACCCUGCCGGACCACCUAGGAAGUGAUCAAUGGGGAGUCAUGAUCCCUGGGCAAAACGGGAAUCACGACUCAUGGGUAAAGUGUGCGACCUCUGCAGAGGGUAUCGAAACUGAUAUAUCAGCCGUGCUCACGGUUAAGAGCAGCCUUGGGAUCCUCUUUGAUUAGAGAUACUUUGACCAGAGAUGGUUGGUUUGCAGGUGGUGAUGAGGAUGAUGGUUUUUUUAUUAUGAUUAUGGUAAUGGUAAGUGGUAUUCUUUCCGUUUGGAAAGGGUACUUUGGGUUAAGAACUUGGGUUAAUGCUAAAACCUGGCUUUCUACUAGUAAUAAUAACCUGACCAACUAAAAGCAACUGCUUGACUUAACCCCACAUAAAGCUAGUCCACUACAGCCAAACGGGACAUUUGCUGAGUACGUUGAUGUGUACUCACCCUUGCUUUCACAAAACACCAGGUUGCCUUUGGUGCAAUCUAUGCUCAGGUAAAGAAGAAGUCGUCGAGGCGGAUCUCCAGGAGUUCUAGGACUUCGACGAGUUCGAGGAUUAGGCUAGCGACCUCCCCCAGUCAGUUGCCUGUGGUGGGUUGUUUACGUUGGCUACGUUUCGAUUCUGUGUACUUUGAUUUAUAUUAUGUAAAUGG